AUGACGCCAACAUAUGGGUCACCUCGGACUUAUGAUGGCUCACGUCUACAAUACGACUGCAAGCCGACCACCAUCGCAUGGGCAACAUUGCGAGAACGAUGGUUGGGUAGCGUAUUCGACGAGGAAGACCCGGAUGGGAAAGGUUACAUCGAUCAGAACACUGCCGUUCAACUAAUCCAACAGACGAAUCCCACCCUGGCACUAUCCAAGAUCAAGAACAAAGUCAAGGAGGCUGGAAGUGCGCUCGGUGGAAUAGAGAGAGGUAGAAUUCAUAAAGAAGAAUUCAUCGAGUUGUACAAGGAAAUAGCCACCAGACCAGAAGUCUACUUCCUGAUGGUCCGCUACGCUAACAAAGAUUACUUGAGUUGUCAAGAUCUGCGCCUUUUCCUCGAAACCGAACAAGGAAUGUCCGGUGUAACGACAGAAUUCUGUGAGAAUGUCGUCGAGCAGUACGAGCCAUCGCCCGAAGCCAAAGAAAACAACUUCAUGACUGUAGACGGAUUCACUGCCUUUCUCCUAUCCAAGGACUGUUCCAUAUUUGAUCCUUCACACUCCAGAGUCUGGAUGGAUAUGAAACAGUAUUUCAUCGCCGCCUCUCACAAAACCUAUCUUGUCGAAGAUCAACAAGGAACGGCUAGCGUUGAUGGUUUGUCCAGUGCGCUGAAGAGGAACUGUCGAAUGAUCGAGAUAGACAUCUUCGACCCUUGUGAAGCCAAGGGAGAGACGGAACCGAUGAUUCAAAAUGGUAUGGUCGCUAAUAGUAAAGUGCCUUUAAGCGAAGCUCUGAAGGUGAUACGUGAAACGGCAUUCGAAAGGACACGGUAA
Molecule: messenger RNA, 825 nt
Organism: Cooperia oncophora
Lineage: Eukaryota; Metazoa; Nematoda; Chromadorea; Rhabditida; Trichostrongylidae
Source: the annotation of a GenBank genome assembly